CAGCAGCCUUACCAUUUUCAUCAGGGCACGCGUAAUGGCGCGAUCGCAACGAGCAACGAGCGUCGUCGAUGCGCCGAUCUGCGAGAUCGUUUCUCGGCGUCGCGCCGUCAUGUCGCCGAAAAGUAUUACGAUUGUCUGCAGUGCACGGAACAGUGCCGUCACGUGAUCGAUAAUAACAAUCCUCCCAACAAAAGCGGCAACAAUUACAAUAACAAUAACGACAAUGGCGCCGUCGCCCGGAUUCAUCGCACCAAUCAUCGUCUGCCUAUCUCGAAUCUGGCGCUGUAUCCGGAUGUACCAACGUCUCCGCCCGAUGAAAUGAGGAAAAUUCGAGGGGCCAGAGAUAAUCUGACCAAGUCUCUGGCGAGGCAUCAGUCCACUCAUCUAACGCCGAUCAAGAAGAGAUCGUCAUUGGCGCGACCGGUUCGCGUUCAUGAUUCCUUUGUACAACUCAGACGACCGAUGGCCGAGGAAGAUCCUUAUCACGACUCGCAGCCAAGUCAGCAGACGAGAUCGUGUAAGAACCCCUGGUGGUGGCAGGAUCGCCAUGAUCGUCAGGAGCCUAACGCGUCGACGAGUUAUGCCUAUCAUCGGAGUGGAAAUGUCGAGGACGGAAGCGCCGGUUGGCCUAUUCGCCUACGACUCGAGCAGAUGUUGGAGUUGACGUUACCGCAAACUAAACGGAAAAAGAAGAAGAAGAAAAAGAAAAAGGCGACGACGGCGACGGCAACGAUGCUGCUGAUGAAGCAACAGCAGCGCGGUAGGCAUAGCUUCAAAGACACCGAAAGGCUUCUCAAGGUACUCAGCAUCAACAAUGUGGACCAAGAUAAUAGGUACAACGUCAAACGAUGUUCCGUCAUGUAGAGAUUAGAGUUAAAAGAAGAAAAAGCGUGUAACAGACUUCUUAGGAAACACCGUAGGACUCUGAUAUGCUUAUAUCUGCAACCCCGCUUUCCGCGAAAAUCGAGGCUUCGAGUCUACUUGCGUAUCGUACUUCUGCUGUAUAAUAAUAAUAAUUUUCGGUAAGUUUUAUAUUCUAUCCUUUAUUUAAAUUUUAAUGCGAAAAAAUGAGGAAGUAUAACGGAAAACAUUCUUUGUGCAUUUUAAUCUUUCAUCUUUA
Molecule: messenger RNA, 1120 nt
Organism: Camponotus floridanus (Florida carpenter ant)
Lineage: Eukaryota; Metazoa; Arthropoda; Insecta; Hymenoptera; Formicidae
Exons: 1
Source: RefSeq, a predicted model, not a curated record